Messenger RNA from Salarias fasciatus (jewelled blenny), 1948 nucleotides. It is a transcript of the gene tfdp1a, whose product is annotated as transcription factor Dp-1, a. The transcript is spliced from 12 exons. Gene Ontology annotation, molecular function: RNA polymerase II transcription regulatory region sequence-specific DNA binding; DNA-binding transcription factor activity, RNA polymerase II-specific. The coding region runs from base 183 to 1418 and encodes 411 amino acids. Gene Ontology annotation, cellular component: transcription regulator complex; nucleus. Gene Ontology annotation, biological process: regulation of cell cycle; regulation of transcription by RNA polymerase II. NCBI's taxonomy places the organism in Eukaryota, Metazoa, Chordata, Actinopteri, Blenniiformes, Blenniidae. The record is from RefSeq and is a predicted model, not a curated record.
GGAAAAGUGGCUCGACUUUGCUUAGUUUGUUUCCUGUUCAGUGGGGAUUUAGACCUCCUCUUCCUCCAUUCUCAAAUGCCAACAACAACAGCCGUCGAGGAGACAAGAGAGUGCACUCGGGUCUGAACGCUGACAGAGGAUCAUCCUUUUCUUCCUGAAGCUCCUCUCUGUUCUUUGGGAUCAUGGCUAAAGAUGCUGGUCUCAUUGAAACGAAUGGAGAACUGAAGGUUUUCAUCGAUCAGAAUCUGAGCCCCAGCAAAGGUGUCCUGUCCCUGGUUACUGUCCAGCCCACAGCCGCCCCCAAACAGCUCCUACCUAAAACCCUGGGGCCUUCCAACGUCAACGUCGCUGCACACAUGCAACAUGUUUCCCACAUGGUGAUCGGUACACCUCAGAGGCCUACAGUAUCUAACGCCAUCCUGGUCAACAGUCCACACACACCCAGCUCACAGUUCCUCACUCAGAGCCAGCCGGCCGACGCGUCUCCGUGGUCGUCGGGGAAGCGCGGUAAGAAAGGUGAGAAGAACGGGAAAGGCCUGCGGCACUUCUCCAUGAAGGUGUGUGAGAAGGUGCAGAAGAAAGGAGUGACCACCUACAACGAGGUGGCCGACGAGCUGGUGGCAGAAUUCAGCUCCGCAGACAACCACCUGUCACCCAACGACUCGCACGUUUACGACCAGAAGAACAUCCGGCGGCGCGUCUACGACGCCCUCAACGUGCUGAUGGCCAUGAACAUCAUCUCCAAGGAGAAGAAGGAGAUCAAGUGGAUCGGGCUGCCCACCAACUCGGCUCAGGAGUGCCAAAACCUGGAGGUGGAGAGGGAACGGCGGCUGGAGAGGAUCAAGCAGAAACAAUCGCAGCUCCAGGAGCUCAUCCUGCAGCAAAUAGCCUUUAAGAACCUGGUUCAGAGGAACCGACAGACGGAGCAGCAGGCCAACAGACCUCCGCCUCCCAACUCCAUCAUCCACCUCCCCUUCAUCAUCGUCAACACCAGCAAGAAGACCGUCAUCGACUGCAGCAUCUCCAAUGACAAGUUCGAGUAUCUGUUCAACUUCGACAGCAUGUUCGAGAUCCAUGACGACAUCGAGGUGCUGAAGCGUAUGGGCAUGGCCUGCGGCCUGGAGGUGGGGAAGUGCUCUCCGGAGGACCUGAAGGUGGCGCGCAGCCUGGUGCCCAAAGCCCUGGAGCCAUACGUCGUCGAGAUGGCGAAAGGCCCCAUCAGUAACGUCUACAUCACUGGAGGAUCCUCUGCUAAUGGAUCUUGUUACCCCGCGAGCACCGACGGCUGCACCGACGGCACCAUGGCCUCCAGCUCCAACGACUCCCACUACAGCGGCUCCCGCGUGGAGACGCCGGUGUCCUACAUGGGGGACGAGGACGACGAGGACGAGUACGACGAGAACGACGACGAAGACUAGCCCGCCCGCGCCUCCACACUCCAACAAGCACAGUCCUUCACCCCCCUCCCCGCCCCGCCCCUUCUGUGCUUCUUCCCCCCCCCGCUCCCCACGCCUGUCUCUCUGUCCGGCUUUCUCAGGGGUGUAGCUGAGUCUUGAACGAGCCCAGGUGUCCGGCAGCUGCCCGUUCUGCUCCUGAACCACAGCUCCGGGGGGGGGGGGGGGGCCGCCGUCCGCCGCCGUCCGCCUCCAGUCUGUCUAAUCCACUCUCUCUAAAAGCCAUCCCACUGAAAACUACGUAGAACUUCCUGCUGUUGGAGAAUGUAUAAUGUUCCUGUUUGAGUCGUUCCUCUCGUGGUUUUGCGGCGGCCGGCAGGAGGAGGAUCCAGGUGUCUGGCUGUGGGUGGGGGGGCGGGGCUCUCUGGGGGGCCGGGGACAGUUGCCAUGUUACGUUGCGAUGGGGCUCCAUCAGUUGUGUUGAUGCUUUUCUGUUUUGUGUUCUGGGCAAUUAUUUGAAAUAGUUUCUUUUCGGUUGUUUUUUUUUUUUUUUU